AUGCGGGCUGCGAUGAAGAUACUGCUCUUAUUGAGCGCCGUGCAUAUGGUCUGUUCAUUUAUUGAAUCGUACAAUACGCCAAUAAAUUGCGUUAUUUCCAGGCUUACAGCGUUCUGUACCAUACCAGAGGGGAUCGGACAUACAAAAUCAAAUGCCCUGAGGUUAGUGACGUCUUCCAAAUUUGAAAAUGGGUCGCUCUCAUAUUUUUAGGGACAGUACAACUACCGAGAGCUCGGUUUCUGCUUCAAUUGCACCUCAUGUGCGGAAUUCCUCUACGAGCAGUGAGUUUCAUUUACAAUUUUCGAAAUUCAAACUAGUGUCUGAACAGUUUUGAGAGCUACUCUUAGUGCUUUUUGUCCAAUAAUUCGUCUGGGUCUUCUUUCCUAAAUGUUGAUGUCAGUGUCAGUGUCAGAAUCAUUGAUAACGGUCAAUGCUGGACGAAUGUCAUGUGCCUGCACACACACAAAUCGGUGUCAUAUGGUGCCUUGAAAAGUCGGCUAUUAUGCAAGUGAUAAGCAAAUAAGCAUUGCUUUUUAAAACAGAAAUUCGAAAUUCCAUAGGGAAACUUUUAAUGAUUUCGAUUCGAGCAAAUCGAGGGCAUUUGAUGUAAUCAAAACGACGCUUGUCGGAAUCAAAUUUCAUCAUUUCAGUGCAUAAACGUCAAAAUUCUUAUCGCAAACUAAGAAAAUUCAAACGGGUAGUUUGAGUCUUCUUCUGUGUACUUCUUUCGAAAAUGUACAAACCAUCAUUUUAGGGAGAAAUGCUCGGAGACCAAGAAUACCGUUUGCGGAUGGUGUGGAAAGGAGCCGAACUUUUCUGAGAUUUCAGACACGUAAGUACAGAAAAAUGUGGUAGGCGUUGAGAAAGAAACUCUGAAUGCUCAGAGUUUUGGCGUCGUAUCAGACCAAAUGCAUGAUGUCCCGUCUGGAUUUCGUCGACAUGACGAGAUUGGCCGAUGAGAUGCACGAUGACUAUGAAGAGGAAUCGAGUUCUGAGGAGGAGGAGGAGGAUGUGAUUCUUCACGGUAAAACAUCGGGCCACAAUUUAGAUCACUCUGGGGAAAAUUUCAGAUAGCGAUGAGCAAAACUUGGUAGACAAAUAUGCAGAUGAAGAAGAAAGAGAUGAAGAGGAAUACAGUAACGAGGCCCUUCCCGAACCAUCUCUGAAUGUUGAAGAAGAAGAAGAAGAAAAAGACGACGAGGACGUGACGGAGGUGCAGGAGGAGCCGCAGAAGGAACCGCAGGAACCGGAGGAAGAUGAUUCGGUCGAUCAAUCGAUCUCUGCAUCUGUCCGAAUCUAUUUGACUCAAAAAGGGAAAAAUAUCGUGAUUAGACACGAAGAUGCUGAUGAAUCCGAAAGUGGAAUCGUUCUUUCUCGUGAUGCAAGUGACCCAAUCAAAUAUUCAGCUCAGCUAUAUGUUCAGGAUGUGGAGGCGUCUUUGAAGCAUUUGGUCGAGCUGGUUCCAAUCCGGAAACUGUCUUUCAGUGAACUUUUCGAAUCCUCGGAGGAAGGGAAUGAACGGGUUAUCAAGUGGGACAAUUGGGUCGAUGAUAAGGUGAAACUUCUUAAUAUCAAGGUGGGCAGGAAUUGAGAAUUACAAAAAAAAACAGAAUUGUUUAGGAACCCGAGGUUGUUGAGGCCGAAGAGAUCCGCCAAUCGGAAGACACUCUCAUUAUUGUGGAUGCCGGGUAAUUUGACAGUACCUCUGAAAACCUCUAAAAAGUAAUGGAAAAUGAGCAAGUGAUUCCAGAGAAUUCGACGAUGAAGUGGACAUGGAGGCAUCGGUGAAUAUGACCUCGGCUGAAGUCGCCAACAGAGCCAUUGUUACCAUCGCCUUCUGUAUGACUAUGAUCUUCAUCAUGUAUGUUUUAUAACCUUUUUCAGAAUCAAAAACAUUUUUAUUUGCUUUUUCAGUUCAUUCCUCUCCUACGCGUUCAUCCGAUUGCGUGCGGAGAAAACCGUGUUCCAGGGCGUUCCCACCGAUUCGCAAGACUAUCAUAGUACGGUUUUGGAUCUAUAAAUAAUUAAUUGAUAACAACUGAUCCGUUUGUUUUUAGUGAUCAUCGAGGCCAGUCGUUACAUCGAAGAGCUUGAGAAGAAGGAGAAGCGCUGCGCCCGUCACAUUCAUGAUAACCCGACCUUUGACCUUUGA
Molecule: messenger RNA, 2152 nt
Organism: Caenorhabditis sp. 36 PRJEB53466
Lineage: Eukaryota; Metazoa; Nematoda; Chromadorea; Rhabditida; Rhabditidae
Source: the annotation of a GenBank genome assembly